CACCUUGGAUUCUGAGCACAGCACCUUGUGUCCUGGGUGCAUCUGCUGGGUCUCUGGUGGCAGCUGCUGUGGUCUGUGAGAUGAGCAUGAUUACUAUUCGGGAUGAGAUACUGCAUUUUGCCAAACAGCUGAAGGCUUUCACACUUGGACCAUUUAACCCCUCGAUCAACGUUUUCCACUGGUUAGAGUGUCUUCUACACAAACACCUCCCUUCCAAUGCACACCAGCUGGCCAACGGGCGUCUUUCUGUGUCUAUGACGCGCAUGAGUGAUGGCAAGCACAUUUUCAUGUCUGAGUUCCAGUCCAAGGAGGACGUAGUGCAGGCUUUGCUAUGCAGCUGCUUUGUGCCUAUGUACUGUGGAGUGCUGCCUCCAUCCUUCAGAGGAGUGUACUACGUGGACGGGGGUUUCAGCAACAUGCAGCCAGUGCUGUCCGUACCCUACAGUCAAACCUUGACGGUGUCUCCAUUCUCUGGAGAGACAGACAUCUGUCCCGCCGACACACCUUGCAUGUGGGACAUGGUGGUGAGUGGCAGCACCUUGAAGGGGAACAUGGCGAACAGCUUCAGGAUCAUUAAUGCUCUCUACCCCAUGGAUUUAAAGAUACUGGAACAAGCCUACCACAGCGGCUACAAAGAUGCUUUUCACUUCCUCCAGAGCAAUGAUCUUGCCCCAUAUUUGAUGAUACACAAAAUAUCCCAAGUGCCAAUUAACUGUCACCAAACUAAAUCGUUGAUGAAUCUGACGACCACCACAGAUGAAGAGAAGGAGAUGAAGGUGGAAGAGAAAACCACACUGACGACUUUUAGAACCGACAGACGCAUGCAGACGAGAAACUCUACUGAGCACGAAUUGACUGGAAAUCGACCGGUUAAAGAUCCUCCUCUCCAUUUUGACAUGGUUAAGAAUGUCAUGCUUGGCAACAUGGUGACCUAUCUGAGCAUGUUUGGACUCCCUGCAAGACUCUUAUCCAACCUGCUCCUACCUCUCAUGCUGUCGUUUUACGUUUGGAUGGGUUUGCAGAGUGAGUUCCAGAGGGUGGGAGCAGCGAUGGAGAAGGCCCUGUCCUCCCAGGAUUUGAGAGCGGAGUGUGCGGGUGGGAGUGUGAUGAUGGAGGAGCUCAGACAGGUAGGGUGGGGCCUGGUUAUUGAGGGCUUUGUAUGUUAUGAGGAGGAUUUUGAAGUGGAUUCUCAGGAGGAUGGGGAGCCAGUGGAGCUUAUGGAGAACAGGGGUGAUGUGGUCACGGGUGUAAGAGUGGGUGAGUAG
Messenger RNA from Epinephelus fuscoguttatus (brown-marbled grouper), 1265 nucleotides. It is a transcript of the gene pnpla1, whose product is annotated as patatin-like phospholipase domain containing 1. Gene Ontology annotation, biological process: triglyceride catabolic process; lipid homeostasis. The transcript has 8 exons. Lineage: Eukaryota; Metazoa; Chordata; Actinopteri; Perciformes; Serranidae. Gene Ontology annotation, molecular function: triacylglycerol lipase activity. Gene Ontology annotation, cellular component: membrane; lipid droplet; cytoplasm. The record is from RefSeq and is a predicted model, not a curated record. Bases 81 to 1265 code for a protein of 394 amino acids.